GUGGGCGGGCGGCGGUGUCUGCGCGCGGAGGAGGUGGAGGAGGCGCCGGUCGGCCGCUUCCCGCCCCCGAGCCUGAGCCGGUGCCGAGCUGGGUAGAGCCGAGGUCGGACCCCGAGCGGAGCGGGCUGAGCGGGCGCCGAGUCCCCGCCAUGGCCCGGAACACGCUGUCCUCGCGCUUCCGUCGGGUGGACAUCGACGAGUUUGACGAGAACAAAUUCGUGGACGAGCAGGAGGAGGCGGCGGCGGCGGCGGGCGAGCCAGGCCCGGACCCUAGCGAGGUGGACGGCCUUCUGCGGCAAGGGGACAUGCUUCGGGCCUUCCACGCUGCCUUGCGGAACUCUCCCGUCAACACCAAGAAUCAGGCCUUGAAGGAACGAGCCCAGGGCGUGGUGCUGAAAGUGCUCACGAACUUUAAGAGCAGUGAAAUUGAGCAGGCCGUCCAGUCGCUGGACAGAAAUGGCAUUGACUUGCUAAUGAAGUACAUUUAUAAAGGCUUUGAGAAGCCCACAGAAAACAGCAGCGCAGUGUUACUCCAGUGGCAUGAAAAGGCCUUAGCAGUAGGAGGACUAGGCUCCAUUAUAAGAGUUCUUACAGCAAGAAAGACUGUUUAAAAAAAUAAAAGGACUCAUGUUACCUUGAGAAGAAUUUUGGAUGCACAGGCUGACGAAGAAGGGAUUGCCAGUGGACCAUCUUCUUAGGAACUUCCAACUAAAGUAUUUCAGGACAUGCAUCCGCUGAAGUGUAUUUUAUUUUCAAGGUGGAGGGAGAACUCGUCUGUUUCCUAAAUCCUUUGCAGGAUCUGAUAGUCUAUGCCUUUGUCCACGAGUAACACAGAACUGACGCAACUGUCUACCGGAGCGGCUGGCCGGCGUUGGUCGGGCAUACCCGUGUGCUCUGCCUGUUUCACGUGGGGGAGGGACGAUCUAGGCAGGUACAGAUCCAAGGGCUGUGGUCAAAGGGAGAGCUUGUUUUUUUGAAGUAGUAAAACUUCGAGGGUUUGUACAGACGCCCCAUCUCCCCGGAGAAGACGGGCUCUCUUGGAUUCAUUGUAAAGUGCCUGCUGCAUCAAUAAAGCUCUUGGCUUAUUAGUAUGUA
Molecule: messenger RNA, 1095 nt
Organism: Enhydra lutris kenyoni (northern sea otter)
Lineage: Eukaryota; Metazoa; Chordata; Mammalia; Carnivora; Mustelidae
Product: actin related protein 2/3 complex subunit 5 like
Exons: 4
Coding region: 150-611 (153 amino acids)
Biological process (GO): cell migration; regulation of actin filament polymerization; Arp2/3 complex-mediated actin nucleation
Cellular component (GO): Arp2/3 protein complex; cytoplasm; actin cytoskeleton
Molecular function (GO): actin filament binding
Source: RefSeq, a predicted model, not a curated record